This is a messenger RNA of Hibiscus syriacus, 916 nucleotides long. Its product is annotated as dnaJ homolog subfamily B member 3-like. The record is from RefSeq and is a predicted model, not a curated record. The transcript has 5 exons. The coding region runs from base 255 to 737 and encodes 160 amino acids. Lineage: Eukaryota; Viridiplantae; Streptophyta; Magnoliopsida; Malvales; Malvaceae.
CCCACAGUUCCUCGAGAUAUUUUCUCUCCUCGAACAUCCCCUUCCCUUUGGAAAAAUAAAAAUCAACGGUGACAACAACAAAAAACUAGUGCUUCUGCUUUUUUCCUGUUAAGCACAUUUGAUUUUUUUGUUUUACUCCUUUAUCUUUUAAGAUCUUAGAAAGCAUCAUGAGUAUUUUGUAGUUUUGUUUGCUUCAAGAGAGAGAGAGAGAGAGAGAGAGAGAGAGUAGAGAUAGAGGAUUUUGGACGGAAGAGAUGGAUCGGGAGGGAGGAUCCCACGGCGGAUCUUGUUAUUACUCCGUUCUUGGGAUUCGUAAGAACGCCUCAUUCUCUGAUAUACGCACUGCUUAUCGUAAACUCGCUCUGAAAUGGCAUCCGGACAGAUACGCCGGAAAUCCGGUAGUCGCCGGCGAAGCCAAAAGCCGGUUUCAGCAGAUCCAAGAAGCUUAUUCGGUUCUCUCCGACGAAUCUAAGAGAUCAAUGUAUGAUGCCGGUCUUUACGAUCCCUUGGAAGAAGAAGAUGAAGACUUCUGUGAUUUUAUGCAAGAGAUGAUCUCGAUGAUGAACAAUGUGAAAGAUGAGGAGGACAGUUUUGAGGAUUUGCAAAGGAUGUUCGCCGAUAUAGUCGGCGGAGAUGGCAUGAACUUUGACGUUAACAACGAUCCGAUGGAGACGAAGAGGGCACGUGUCACUUCAUCUAAAGGCAAUGCAGCGAAACGGAGCAGUUCCCGCCGUUGACUUGUCCUACAACCCCCACUUGUCUUGAUAAUUUAAAUUACAUCGCUAUUUUCUUUCAUUACGAAUUGGGGGAUUGUUUAGUUUUAGUGGCAAAGUUAAAGGACCUUUUUGUAUCUUGCAAAAAUGUAACCACUUAUUUUAUGGAUUGUAAUAAAAUCUCUCAUUUUUAAUUUUCAAAA